Molecule: messenger RNA, 480 nt
Organism: Lasiodiplodia theobromae
Lineage: Eukaryota; Fungi; Ascomycota; Dothideomycetes; Botryosphaeriales; Botryosphaeriaceae
Product: Hexose transporter protein
Exons: 1
Coding region: 1-480 (159 amino acids)
Biological process (GO): transmembrane transport; carbohydrate transport
Cellular component (GO): plasma membrane
Molecular function (GO): carbohydrate:proton symporter activity
Source: RefSeq, a predicted model, not a curated record
AUGUGGUCCAAAUUGUUACCAAAUCUCCUGAUCUGGAUCCUGGGAGCCGUUGAUUCAAUGGGCGGCUUCAUGUUCGGCUACGAGUCCGGCCACAUCUCAGGCAUCAUGGCCAUGUCCGACUUCAAGCACCGUUUUGCUGACCAAGCUGAUGGCACUUUCGGUCCUGCGCGGUCCGUUACCAUUGUAGCCCUUCUCUGCAUCGGCACUCUGAUCGGCUGCCUAUGCUCUGCGCCGCUCGCGGAUCGGAUCGGUCGCAAGUUUUCCAUUUCGCUGUCGGCGUUUUUCUACAUCAUCGGCGUCAUCAUCGAGAUUACAUCGAGUCGCGUUUUGGUGCAAUUUGGCAUUGGCAGGCUCGUUGCUGGCCUGGGCAUCGAAUGGCUGUCCAUGUGCGCGUUUAUGUACCUCUCCGAAUCUAUUCCGAAGACGAGCCGCGGCGCUGUCAUUUGGUCGUAUCAGCUGUUGAUAAGGGUGGGGAUUUGA